AGCGAGCUUUGGAGCUCUGCCAGAGUGUGCGUACGGGGCAGGAAGGAGCGAGCUCCCAACCGUCACCAUGAUGUGUGAAUGAAGGUGGACGUGAUCGGGACGACUUCUUCCCACCACUCCUUCACCUCUCACUUUCCUUCUGCUACCUAUCGUUGUCCGCACGCCGUGCGACGGUGGCAGGGAUAUGAUACCAACAGGGGGCCUUGCGUCGCUGGCGCUCCGGCGAGGCGCAACUCCGCCCAGCGCAGUGUUCCGACGUCUGGGCAUCCUCGCGACCACGACCAGCCCCCGGCUCCGUGUGCACCAUGGCUUCAAGGUCGGCGGCACCGCGGGUCGCGCGUGGGAGAGCACCACGACGAAGACCGCUGAGACAACGACAGAGGAAAAAGAGACGGGCCACUUCUCGGUGAAACAUAAUGAGUCGCUUCUCUUCUUCGACAACCUCUUCCCAAUCAAGCUGAGCUCCUUGGCCAGGUUGCCCGCUUUUUUUAGGAUGCCCGCUGAGCCUGACCGCGACCUAGCAGGCCUUCUCCGGCGGUUUGAGAACUCGUCCCUGGGCAUCAUGGACCCCAUCCGGCUCGUCAAGUCGGCCAUACCCGCCGACAUGUCACUCAAAGUCACGGAAAUCAUGCCCAGGCUCAAGGACGGCGGUGCAUUCGUCAAGGUGCAGUACGAUCCCAGCAUCAGCCCGUCCGAGAUUGAAGGUACUCUCUUGCGGAAACUCACUGAGCGCCCGCUUAAACCGUGGUUCAGCCCCUUUCGUGGAAUUCAGGCUCGUCUAGUGAGGGGCACUCCGUGGCUCGAAGACCUCUAUAGGUUUCCGUCAUCACUGGUCAGAGUCGAAUUUGUUCCCCAGGAACCGGGCCAAACCCCGGCAGAGCUCUCUGAAGAAAUCCUGUAUAGCCUCUUCCGUCGGUACGGCAAGAUUGCCGACAUUUUCCCUCAGGCCUGGGACUCCAAGGAGACGCCGAGGCAUGCGAUCAUUGGCUUCCCAAGGAUAAGAGACGCCAUCAUGGCGCGCAACUGUCUCCACGGCUUCGUCGUGACGGACGGCAUGGGAGGAGGCAAAGAUGGCACGGUCCUGCGCCUCUCGUACGUGAAACGCGUCAAAGCGCACAGCAUCUGGAAUUGGCUCACCAAUCAUCCACGAAUCGUCAUCCCCAUCGUCGCGGCCCUCAUUGCGGGCAUCUCAGUCAUGGUCUUUGACCCCAUCCGCAAGUUUUUCGUCAAGCUUCAUGUUCAACAAUCCCUCCGCUUCACCGAAUCCCGCCUCUACAAGUGGUUCAAGUCUCAAACAGGGAGUUUCAGCUUCGGCGGCAAGAACAAGGAACGCAUGGAAGGGUUGAGUACCGUUUGGAACCAUCGACGUGAUGUCAUUGAGCAGCUGCAAGGAUGGCUCGAUGGAAGCUCAGAUACCUUCAUCGUCGUCACUGGCCCAAGGGGCUCCGGCAAGGUGGAGAUGGUCAUGGACCAAGCGCUUCCUGGACGCAAGAACGUGCUCAUGAUUGAUUGCCGGCCUAUUGUGGAUGCCAGCGGCGAGGCCGGGACGCUGAGGCGAUUAGCCAGUGCCGUGGGAUAUCGACCGAUCUUCUCGUGGGCCAACAGCUUGAGCAGCAUGGUGGAUCUUGCUGUGCAAAGCACAACGGGCGUCAAGGCAGGAUUCUCCGAGACGCUGGAAUCACAGGUCAACAGCAUCCUUCAUACGACUGCAACGGCACUCAAGGAGGUGGCGCUCUCUGGGCGGUCGAAGAAGGACAAGGAUGCCGCGCUCUCCGAAGACGCGUUCCUUGAGGCUCAUCCGGAGCGACGACCUGUCAUCGUCAUCGACAAUUUUCUACAUAAGAACGAUGACAAAUCUUUUGUGUACGACAAGAUUGCGGAGUGGGCAGCCACGAUUGUGCAAAACAACGUCGCGCACGUUGUGUUCCUGACUAGCGACUCGGCGUACUCGAAGCCACUGUCCAAGGCCAUGCCGGACAGGGUCUUCCGCACGAUCUCUCUUGGCGACCUCGAUCACAGCGUGGCCAAGAACUUUGUUCUUAGCCGCCUGGAAGAGGAACAGCGACUGGAGGGCGAAGCCAGCGAGACCAAGGAAGGCCAACAAAAGACGCUCCGGGCCCAACACAACCUUAAUGGACUGGACGAGUGCAUCGAGACACUUGGGGGUCGCCUGACAGAUCUCGAGUUCCUCUCGCGACGCAUCAAGGCCGGACAGAGCCCGCGACAAGCCAUGGAUGAAAUUGUGGGCGAAAGUGCCACGGACAUUGUCAAAAUGUACCUCCUGCCCAAGGCGGGCGAAGAGAAGAAGUACUCCAUGCAGCAGGCUUGGCAUGUCGUCAAGGCUCUCGCCGAAGCCCCAUCGUUGAGAUACAACCAGGUUCUCAUGUCACCGGCCUUUGCAUCUUCCACGACCCCUUCGGCCGCCGAUGGCGAGGCCGCGCUCGAGGCCCUAGCCAGCUCGGAGCUCAUCUCGCUGAAGUCUCACCAAGGCCGGCCCCAGCUCGUCCGCGCGGGCAAGCCCCUCCACCAAGCCGCAUUUGCCGUGCUUGUGCGCGACCGCGUGCUCAAGGCCAAGAUGGACCUUGCCGCCUUGACGGAGCUGUCCAAGGUGGAGGCAAAGAGCAUAAGCUCGGUCGAGCAGGAGCUCACAUUGCUGGGAGCGCUUCCGCGUCAGACCAACGAGACGGCGGGCCGGGUCACGUACCUGCUCGGCAAGCUCGACGCGUCGCAGAGGAAGAUUGCGGAGCUGGAUCGGGAGAUGGCGGCUCUGAAGAAGGUGCUCAACGAGGAGUUUUAGCCUCGACCUUUGACGUGUUGCUGCUGAUUGGGAGGCUGAGGUUUGUCUGCCUCUGCGAAUCGCAAUUGUAUACUACGUAAUGUAUAGCGGGCUGGUGAGAGACGGCGUUUGCACCUGUUGUUCUGGGUGAUACAGGUCGGACGGUUGGGUGUUAGAUACGAGGGUGUUGGUUUUACUGCUCCGUAGCGAGGCACGCUACUCACCCGAAGACAUAAUGAUGAUUACACACAUACACACACACAAGGAGAGAAGAAUUCUCAAAUCUGCCCGCCGCACGGGGAUGAGGCGAAUGAGCGCCUUGGUGAAUUGUCUGACUGGAUAUAUAGCACGCAGAGAAUGACAUAGCAGCAUGGACGAUACCAAGACGAAGCAAACUGGGCUGGA
Molecule: messenger RNA, 3181 nt
Organism: Purpureocillium takamizusanense
Lineage: Eukaryota; Fungi; Ascomycota; Sordariomycetes; Hypocreales; Ophiocordycipitaceae
Gene: YME2
Product: mitochondrial escape protein 2
Exons: 3
Coding region: 185-2797 (870 amino acids)
Cellular component (GO): mitochondrial inner membrane
Molecular function (GO): RNA binding
Source: RefSeq, a predicted model, not a curated record